AUGGAAGCCAGGUUCAAAGACACCCAGGCAGAUAUAAAAACCCUGAAGGCUCACUUUAUGAACACCACUGGCACUGCUCCUCCCUCUAUCAUCUUUGUGGACAAACCCCCACCAAAUAAUGCCAAAAUGGCGGAGAAAAUGAGGCAGUUGAAGAAAAAGGGAUAUGAAGAUGGUCUGUACAUUGCACCAGAUAAUUCAACAAUGCUUGCACACAUCCCCUUGCCAGAUGGUUCCAAAAAGGUUGAUGUAACCUUAAAUGCCAUUGCUGAUGCAAAAGCAAGGGUGAAAAAGGAUAGGCAGGAAAAGGAUAAAGGAAGUUUUGAACCGGAGAAGAGAGUUUUUAUGGAGAUGAAUGAACAGGGUAUUUCUGAGCCAAAGGAUCUAGAAAAUCCUCAGCCCAUAAGAAAGUCUACUAGAAAAGUCAUACAACCCAAAACCACACCUCCCAAAUCCAGAAAACAAAAUCCCAAAUCUUCCAAAAGCUCCACACAUCAAUCUUCCAAACCAACAGAUGUUAAAACACCUGUUGUAUCAAUAAUUGUUGCUUCUUCAGUGGUUUCAACAUCUGUUAUCCAAACAACUUUCACCACUAACACUUCAACACACACUACAUCCACUGCCUUAUCCCCAUUACCAAAAAUCUCUUCACCACCACCAAUACCACCUGCUAAAAGGCAGAAGACAACAGUUGACACAUCAUCCGUGGUAAUUGUAAUAGUGGUUGAAACCCCAGUGGUUUCAACAGCUGUUAGUCAAACACACACCAUCACUACUCAAACACCACAAACAAAACCAUCAUCACAAAACUUACCACCUGCCUUAAAGCAAAAGACAAUUGUUGAUACAUCAACAGUUGUAGUGACAACAGUGGUUGAGACACAAGUUGUUUCGACAACUGUUAGUCAAUUACCUACCACUUUUAACAAUCCUUCCCAAGCCAUAAUUCUGUUUGCUCCAAAACCUCAAAUAGAAACACCUCCUCCUGAAAGUGUGUAUACUGGAAGAAAAAAUCUUCAAGUGCAUGAUGAUGACAUACCAGCACCUGAUCCUGUUUCAUCUGUACCUUCUAAAAUCACCAAACCUGAAUCUUUCAUUCCUCCAAAAUUGGUCAAUCCAAUCAAAGAUCCAAUAGCUCUUCAAGGAUAUGACUUUGCAGAUACUACCCAGCAGGUGCCAGUUAUCCACUGGAAGUCCAUGCAGUAA
Helianthus annuus (common sunflower) is the source of this 1203-nucleotide messenger RNA. RefSeq names its product mucin-2-like. The coding region runs from base 1 to 1203 and encodes 400 amino acids. The transcript has a single exon. Lineage: Eukaryota; Viridiplantae; Streptophyta; Magnoliopsida; Asterales; Asteraceae. The record is from RefSeq and is a predicted model, not a curated record.